Molecule: messenger RNA, 2121 nt
Organism: Diaporthe citri
Lineage: Eukaryota; Fungi; Ascomycota; Sordariomycetes; Diaporthales; Diaporthaceae
Exons: 5
Coding region: 1-2121 (706 amino acids)
Biological process (GO): GPI anchor biosynthetic process
Cellular component (GO): membrane; endoplasmic reticulum
Source: RefSeq, a predicted model, not a curated record
AUGCCAGAGCAUGAUGGGUUGAUGCGCAUUUUCUGGCCGAUCGACAUCCCAAGGUCGGACCUGCCUGGGGUGGUCGUGGGCUGGAGGAACUCGGCAUUGGAUGUGUUCGUGGUGGCUAUUCUGGAAGCCGUCGAUGCUCGAAAUGUCGAGGGCGCGCUGAAGUCCCUCACUCUGUUCAGGAGCGCUCCCCACCCGAUAGGACGGAUUUUCGAGCUAUGCGGCCAGUCAAGUAUGCACGUACUUGGUGUCUCGAAUGCCGACGACUCGGUGGUGAUAGACCCGUCAUGGGUGCGCGUGGCCAUGGACGCGAACACCCGCAUCCCUCAAGUCCGAUGUGCAAAGGCCUCGAGUAUUCAGAUUAUACAAUUCCAGCGACCGCUACCAACGAGAAUGCAGUACAUAUCGCUCAAUCCCAUUGCGCUGGCCUUGGGGGACAAGCCUACGGACGAGAGGAUGGCGCCUGUGGGUGAGGCCGAGGCCCAAGAAGAGAUACAGGAACGAAUCCGGAGGGAGAAAUCCGAGAGACUCGUCGAGAAACUCAAACAGCAUUCUAUCAUAAAGCGGCCUGCUUCGAACAAGGAAAGGGCCCUGCCCAGAAUCGUCAACCAGAUCAAUUGGUCCUCGGAACUCGAGAUGCUUCUUCAGAAGAACGUAUCAAGACUAGGAGCAAGACCCAAGCGAAGUCUUAGUGUGUCUGAGCGUGUGGUAGAGUCUGCGACUACGAUGAAGAAUUUCGUUCUGCUCUGGAUAUGGGAGCUGAUCACCGUCUACAUCUAUCCCAUCAUCCGGCGAGGCUUCAUUUUUGGCCUGAUUGGCCACCGAAUAGCGGCCGAGAUGCUGCUGGUCGUCCUGGAGUGGCGACCUCAGCCUCAUAUUGCUGCUCUGAAGGACAUCUCGGCCACGGCGCAGCAAGUUGAGAUUCGGCUGCAGCAGUUCUGCUACUGGCCGAUGCAGUAUGUCACGUUGAGGCAGAGGAAGAACGACUGGGAAAGUGUGACGACAAGCCAUCCUGACUACAUUCGGUUCUACAACAGUCUUUGGCUUGUUGCUAAUGAUGUGAUCAUCGGGAUCGCCUUGGGCUCAUACAUCAUUGACAACGCUUCUUGGGUCGCAGACCAGAUCAGCCUCAUCUUGACAACGUACACCGUCGAAGCUUUGCAGAGCGGUAUCUCGUGGUUGAUGGGUUGGCCUGCCGGUUUGAAGCUGAACACCGAGUUAGCGGCGUUCCUUGGUGAUUUGUUCUUGUGGGUCAUCGAUUACUGGGCCAGCUGCAUCGACACCUUCCGGCCAGCCUUGCCUGGCGUCAUCUGGUUCAUCGGAUUCACCAGUUUCGCGGGAGCCAGCAUGCCCAUUGCAGUGUUCUCAGACUUGCUUUCCAUCCUGACCGUCCAUAUAUAUUCUUUUUACCUCGCCUCCGCCCGUAUAUAUCACUGGCAACUGACAAUCCUCAUCUCGCUAUUCCAUCUCUUCAGAGGAAAGAAGCAUAACGUCCUGCGGAACCGUAUAGACUCGUGCGAUUACGACCUUGAUCAGCUCUUGGUUGGCACGAUCGUCUUCUGUCUUCUGUUGUUCCUGCUGCCAACUGUGGUGGUGUUCUACCUGAACUUCGCCAUAGCCCGGAUGGUUAUCAUCUCGCUAAAAGCCGCCUUUGAUACACUUCUUUCCUGCCUAAACCAUUUUCCCCUGUUUGCCCUUAUGCUCCGGAUCAAGGACCCUCAGAGGUUGCCAGGGGGCAUUCGUUUUGAACUUCGUGAUACCCAAAAUUAUAGAGUCGUACAUAAUCCAUCAAUCCCAGACCUUCCGUCUACAUCGGUAAUCUACCUCAAGUCCAUACCACUGACCUUCCGCGCCAUGUUCCACCAGUAUUUCCAGAUGGCCGCGCGCAUCCGGAAGCACUACCUCUCUCCACGGGUGCUCCUCUGCCUGCUCACGGGCAAAUUCGUCCCGCCCAUCAACCGCAAGAACCUGUACAGCCUGCAGUACAGCAUGUUGCCGGCCCAGAGGUCGGGGAUCAUGGAGAUGUGGGCUGCAGUCAACUCGCUCGUGAGGAACGAGAAGAGGCAGCCUUUGCCGGUGAUGAAUGGGAGGCUGACCAGGACGCGGGGAUACGGUGGGCAUUGA